CCGGCAGCAACCCAAGACCAGGCAGGACUGAGCACAGGGUUCCCUGUCCACAGAGCUGUCGCGGCGUGGGAGGAAAUGAGCAUUUCCCCGCAGCACAAGCCUCUGGGCAAGCAGGUCACCAGCAGCCUGCAAAUGGUGAGUGAACAUGUGACUAGUGGCGCUGAUCCUUGCGUGACCCAAUCCAAGAAAGAGCAGCUGUCGCCAAUAGUGGAGUUAAACGUCGGCGGGGAGAUGUACACAACGACGCUGAGCACCUUAAAGAAACACCCCAAAUCCAAACUCGCCGAGAUGUUCACUGGGCAGCCCAAACUGAGGACUGACUCCGAAGGGAGGUUCUUCAUUGACAGACCAGGGACCUAUUUCAAAUACAUCCUGGAGUACCUGCGUAGUAACCAAGUGCCCACGCAGUGCAUCCAGGACGUGUACAGGGAAGCCUUGUUCUACGACAUCGAGCCCCUCAUCAAGCAGCUGGAGGACUCCCCACAGAUCUUCGGGGAGCUGGUGGCGAGGAAGCAAUUCCUGGCCCGGGUGCCCAGUUACAGCGAGAACAUUGAGCUGAUGAUCCGCAUUGCCAGGGCGGAGGCGGUGGCGUCGCGACGCUCCAGUGUCAUCGUGUGCGUGGUCAGAACGGAGGAGGACGCAGCCAAGUGCCAGGACGCCUUGAACAGCUUGGACAUGGACAAAAAGUCCGUGGUGAAAUUUGGUCCCUGGAAGGCGAGCCCGAGUAUUUCGGACCUGCUGGACUGCAUUCAAAUGGACGUGGAGGCCAAAGGGUACAAAAUAUCCUUUCAGCCCCAUGUUGCCGAAAAAGGGUUUCGCUUCAAGUCCUAUGACUUCUUCUACAAGUUCCUGUUCACCUGGUGGUAGCCAAGGGCCACCA
Messenger RNA from Nothoprocta perdicaria, 880 nucleotides. It is a transcript of the gene KCTD14, whose product is annotated as potassium channel tetramerization domain containing 14. The transcript is spliced from 3 exons. Bases 76 to 867 code for a protein of 263 amino acids. The record is from RefSeq and is a predicted model, not a curated record. Gene Ontology annotation, molecular function: protein binding. Lineage: Eukaryota; Metazoa; Chordata; Aves; Tinamiformes; Tinamidae. Gene Ontology annotation, biological process: protein homooligomerization.